UUGCGAUUGAUCACUCUCCAUACCGCGCAGACAUGGCCGCGCAUGCCAACCUGUUGACUUAUGUUCGCUCUCAAGUGACCGUCGAUGUGGACUCCAUGGAUCCGGCGGUUGCAGCCCGUCACACGACGGAGACGGUCAAGUUCUGCGACAUGACGUCCAACCAAGCCAUCGUGUACUCUGAAGCAGCUAAACAAGAGCGCGCCUCGCUUCUAAAGGCUGCAUGCGCACAGACACAAGCAAGUGGAGUUGAUGGAGAGCAGCAAGUCACAAAUGCUCUGGACAUCUUGACCGUCCUCCUGGCAAAGGAAGUCUAUCCGUACUUAACCGGUCGUGUGCACGCACAAACCUCCCCAUCGGCCGCCUACAAUACGGAAGAGACGAUCGCACAUGCCAAGAGACUGGUAGCUCUCUUUGAGGCCAACGGCAUUCCGAAAUCACGAGUAUGCAUCAAAAUCCCUGCCACGCCGGAAUCAAUCGUUGCCUGUCAAUACCUCGAAAAGAUAGGCAUCAGCACUCUCGCAACGUGUCUAUUCGCGGCCACGCAAGCCGUUGCGGCGUCCCAAGCGGGAUGUCUAUACGUUGCGCCGUAUUUCAACGAGCUUCGCGUGCAUUUCCAACACGAGCUAUGGAAGGAAUACAAGGACACGGCUAAUGAGCACCCCGGGGCUCGCGUCAUUGCGUCGAUCGUGAACGUUUACAAAAGCAUCGGUUCCAAAACGCUCGUCAUGCCCGCCAGCAUCGUCACCUCCACCGAGGCAGUAGCGCUGGUGUCUCUCCAUCCGGACCACCUGACGCUGUCAGCAGCAGUGCUCGACCAGCUCGCCGCAACCGACCAAACCGCAUUAACGCCGAACGAUCCCAAGCCCCACCACCCAGAGGUCGGUCUCAGUGCAGACUCCUCGAUCAUCGAGACGGAUUUCCUCGCGAACGGCGCGGAUGCGCUCCGGGCUGCAUUGUCGGUGGAUGCUGAGGCGACGCGCAAGUUGGCCGAUGCUCUCAAGAUAUUCGACGAGAUGGAGCAGAAGACGAAGGAGCUGAUCCGCAAAGAGCUGAACCUUGUCUGAGAGCUUAAUAAGGAUGUAUAACCAAUCUGUAUCAUGUAUUUCUUGUCAACAUGCUUUCGACCCGAAAACAAACGAUGAUAUAUAUCAUCG
Laetiporus sulphureus 93-53 is the source of this 1154-nucleotide messenger RNA. RefSeq names its product aldolase. Bases 33 to 1064 code for a protein of 343 amino acids. Gene Ontology annotation, cellular component: intracellular anatomical structure. The transcript is spliced from 7 exons. Gene Ontology annotation, molecular function: transaldolase activity. Gene Ontology annotation, biological process: pentose-phosphate shunt, non-oxidative branch; carbohydrate metabolic process. The record is from RefSeq and is a predicted model, not a curated record. Lineage: Eukaryota; Fungi; Basidiomycota; Agaricomycetes; Polyporales; Laetiporaceae.